GCUUUAUUUGCUCCGAAAAGCCGAUCAGGCUUCCUCCCAUAACGACAUUCAUAAUAACAUAAAAAGAAGGACCUUCGCACCACUAACAGAAAAUGGAUUUCUCAUCAUCACAUUACUACAUCAAGCUCCCUUUUACUCUUCUUUCACCGUCAUAUCGCCCCUGGCAGUUACAACAAUGAGGAAUCAGCUGAGAUAUCCAGCUGGCCAGCACAACAAAGUGCAUCGAUUAGCCGACAAACGCGCUUCAUAUGAUCUCGAAACAGUUCACAGCAUCAUGAAUCGGUCAUUCGUCUUCCACGUCUCGUUCCAGCCUGACGCUGAAGAUCCCUUUCCAACCACCAUCCCCAUGCUCGGCGCCAUGGGAAACUUUGACCAUCCCAGCGCCGGCUUGAACGAGCCCCAGGACUGCUAUAUCCACGGGUACAUCUCGGCCCGGAUGGCUAAUUUGUCGAGGGAGGCAAUAGACAAUGGACUUGCAGGUUUGCCCGUGUGCGUAUCCGUCGCAAAAGUGGACGGUCUCAUCUUGACCCUGAGCGCCUUCACCCACUCGUGCAACUACCGCUCAGCAGUCUUGUUUGGGCACGCAGCUCUGGUCACAGAUGAGUCAGAAAAGCUGUGGGCGCUGGAGCUGAUCACCAAUAAGAUCAUCCCCGGUAGAUGGGACCAGGUCCGCCAGCCCCCGAACAAAUUCGAGCUUUUGCAGACGCAGGUCCUGCGCGUUCGAGUGACCAGCGGCAGUGCAAAGGUCCGCGCAGGGCCGCCGGCAGAUGACAAGGAGGAUGUCCAGGAUCCAGCUGUCGUGGCGAAUGUGUGGUCGGGAUAUGUUCCGCUGGUAGAGCGUAUGGGGCAGCCCGUUCCCAGCGCGUACAAUCAGCUCCAAGAGGUACCAGAGCAUGUCAGAGAUCUUCAAGAGGGGUAUAAUGAGGAGGCAGAUGCCUACAACAACAAGCUGGUUAAUCAGGUGCGUGAGGAUGUAAUUUCGUGGGGGACCAUAUAAUAGUGCUCUAGUAAUAGAAUUCCUUGAUUGAAUUACAGUGCGGACCUGGCUUGGAGUACGAAAGAGGAUUCGCCGCAAUUCUUUUAGGUAUACUAUCAAUCCUUCCACGUCUCCUAUGGCUAGCUGAAAUGUUAGCAGAAAAGCUUGAAAUUCGAGCCAAAUCCAUUUCAAGGAGACUCCUACUUGGGGGGGCUUUCCAAUUUGCCGGCACUCGCUAAAACUCCUGUCUGAUCUGGAAGCCUGAUAUUCUGGCUAUGUGCUUUGCGCAGCCUACUG
This is a messenger RNA of Fusarium redolens, 1273 nucleotides long. RefSeq lists its product as uncharacterized. The coding region runs from base 176 to 997 and encodes 273 amino acids. NCBI's taxonomy places the organism in Eukaryota, Fungi, Ascomycota, Sordariomycetes, Hypocreales, Nectriaceae. The record is from RefSeq and is a predicted model, not a curated record. The transcript has a single exon.